Molecule: messenger RNA, 1620 nt
Organism: Drosophila ficusphila
Lineage: Eukaryota; Metazoa; Arthropoda; Insecta; Diptera; Drosophilidae
Product: facilitated trehalose transporter Tret1
Exons: 6
Coding region: 167-1567 (466 amino acids)
Biological process (GO): carbohydrate transport; transmembrane transport
Cellular component (GO): membrane
Molecular function (GO): sugar transmembrane transporter activity
Source: RefSeq, a predicted model, not a curated record
CAGUGGCUAUCUUUACGGCCAGAUGGCGGCUGGCCGGAUACUUAAGCCGAUUUCCCGGCGGCGCGCCCUUUCAGUGAUCAGAGUAACUUGUGCGAUGCAAGACUGAAUAAAGAUCGGUGGUAUUUUUUUAUUUUGAAAAUAAAGGGAUUACUUUUUGAGGGGGAAAAUGUUGAUGCAACUGUUUCAAAGGCCGAACUGCCUGCUCAACCGCAGGAAUCGCUACCAGCUCUUAACCACAUUGAUAAUUAAUCUGAUAUCCGUUUCCCAUGGCAUCGGCAUCGGCUGGCUGUCGCCCACCUUGCGGAAACUGCAGUCGGACAACGAGGUGGGCUUCCGGGUGGAGUCGGAGUUCGAGAUGUCCUGGGUGGGCUCCAUGCUGGGCAUGGGCUCCGUGACGGGCAACAUUUUGAUAGGCUGCCUGCUCGGGCGGCUCGGCAGCAAAAGGUGCCUGCUGUUCAUCGCCCUGCCGCACUCGUGCCUCUGGAUCCUGGUCUACUUCGCCCAGAGUGUGGAGUACCUGUACGUGGGAAGGCUUCUCGCUGGCAUCUGUGGCGGCGGCAUGUACAUUGUUCACCCCAUUUUCCUCAGUGAGAUCGCAGAUGCCAAAAUUCGAGGAACCUUCUCAGCCAUGGUCAUGUUAUCGGUCAACGUUGGCGUUCUAGUGGGCUAUAUAAUGGGCACCCACAUGACGUACUACUCGAUUCCCUGGAUAGUGCUGAUCUUGCCCUUAUUCUAUUUAGUUUCCGUGUUGCUGUUCAUUAAGGAAUCGCCCAUGCACCUGAUAAGAAAGGGGAAGUACUCGGCCGCCGAGAGAUCUUUCCGCUACUACAAGAACAUCAAGGACAGCGAUAAUAUCCACGAGCAAAAUAAAGCAAUGGAGGAGUUUGAGGUCAUGAAAAUUGCCCUGACAAAGGGAGAUUCACUGCAGGAUGAUAUCACCUACAGGGACUUCUUGUCGCGACCUGCCCUUAGAGCCUAUGGACCCGCUUUCGUACUCCUGGUGGCCAACCAGUUCAGCGGACUCUUCACCAUGGUCAACUACAUGUCGGACAUCUUCGCCAAGUCGGGCAGCACAAUGGACCCGGACACCUGCACCAUCAUCAUCGGAGCCGUGCAGAUCCUGGGCACUUAUGUCACCACUCUGCUCUGCGACAUCUGUGGCCGCAAGCUCCUCAUGUUGGUCUCCACGGGGGGCGUGGCUGUCAGCCUCACCGCCUUCGGGUUCUUCACACAGUACGCCCAGAGCCAUGACGUCAGCGAGUACAGUUGGAUUCCCCUGCUCCUCAUGUCGCUGGACAUUUUCCUGGGCAACAUCGGGCUGGUGGGCUGCUUCUUCGUCAGCCUCGUGGAAAUGUUUCCUGUGAAGAUUCGUGCCAAGGCAGCCUCAAUGGCAAUUGUUGUCUGCAGCAGCUUUGUGUUUGUCAUGCUGAACAUAUUCCCAAUUUGCAUGAAACAGUGGGGAAUUUCGGCAACAAUGUGGUCCUGUGCGGGAGUCACAGCCUUUUCAUUUGUUUUCUUUACAUAUUUCAUGAAGGAAACCAAGGGGAAGUCCAUGCUGGAUGACUGAACUUGUGUAACGUAAAUAUUUUCAAUAAAGUCAUGCAUGAUUCACAUACAUAA